Helicoverpa zea (corn earworm) is the source of this 1999-nucleotide messenger RNA. RefSeq names its product facilitated trehalose transporter Tret1-like. Gene Ontology annotation, molecular function: transmembrane transporter activity. Gene Ontology annotation, cellular component: membrane. Gene Ontology annotation, biological process: transmembrane transport. Lineage: Eukaryota; Metazoa; Arthropoda; Insecta; Lepidoptera; Noctuidae. The record is from RefSeq and is a predicted model, not a curated record. Bases 83 to 1501 code for a protein of 472 amino acids. The transcript is spliced from 3 exons.
AUGGUGCUGAAAACCGCUUAGGAGCUUUGGAUAAUAGAAGAUGAUAAGCGGGCAGGAUUUUUGUUGAAUUUGAAGAAUCAUUAUGGUGUGGCCACCUCUAGCUGUACAGUUCCUAGUGGCUGGAUCCACGCAUCUAGCAGCACUGUCGGCCGGCGGCGUGAUAGCCUAUCCAAGCGUGUUGCUGGUACAACUGAAGAAUAACGAUACUAUUAUAGAAUUGGACCUGCAUAAAGGAUCAUGGAUUGGUUCCGUUCACGGCAUAGCCGGCGUUCCAAGCAUCCUUAUGCCUUUUAUAAUGCAGUACAGAGGCAGAAAAUUCGCCUUCAUCCUCAGCUGUCUUCUCAUCAUCACAGGCUGGAUCCUCACUUACUUAGCUCAAAACUUAAGUACUUUGAUUAUUGGCGAAUGCUUCCAUGGACUCGGCACCAACAGUCUGGUCGCUGUCAGCUUUCUCAGCGUCUCCGAAAUGGUUCGACCCAAAUAUCGAAGCACCUGCCUUCUACUCUACGGAACCAUACAAGCUCUGGGUAUUUCUUCCGUCGGUAUAAUAGGAGGAUAUCUUCAUUGGAAGACGACUGGUUUAAUCAUGUGCUGUCCAGCGUUAUUGGCUAUUCCUUUAGGUCUUAUUUGGCCUGAAUCCCCUUCUUGGCUAGCUUAUAAAGGGAGGUUCAAAGAAUGUGAACGGAAUUUUGUAAGGCUAAGAGGCACUGACGAGGAAUCGAAAAAAGAGUUGAAGGCGUUAAUCAAUGCACAGAAAGAAGAAUUAAAAACAAAAUCAGUGACAAAACUCAGGGAUUUGAGGAAUACAGUAAAAAGCAGAGAUUUCUAUUUGCCGACUAUACACACUUUUGUUUUAAUCAACUUCUUGUACUGGGGCGGAGGGAUGCCGGUCAUAAUAUACGCCAACGACAUGCUCGUGAAAAUUUCAGGCACUUUAAACGCCAAAACUAAAUUAGCUAUGGACAUUAUCCUGUUUAUUGGCUAUAAUAUAACUACAGUCUGCGUGCGUUAUUUUAGCAGUAAAAAAGUAAUGGUACUCAGUAUGAUAGGAUCAGCAGUUUUCAUGGGAGGGGCGACAUUGACGACGAUUUUAGAAAGAGUGGGGGUUUUGUCAAAAGAGCUUGAAUUAGCUGAGUAUUGUCUCAUUGGUUUCAUGAUUUUCGUGAGCACAAGUUGUGUAGGGUUUUCUAUAUCAAGCGAGAUAAUGCCGGUGAAACACAGAGGUGUGGGUGGGUGUUUAUAUGUUUUAUAUACCUGCUUGCUCCAUUCUUCAUGUCUAAAGGCGUACCCUUACCUGUGUUUAUAUAUGAACAUAUGGGGCAUAUUUCUGCUUUAUACUAUUUAUAUAAUGGUGACUAUUUUUAUCGUUUGGAGGUAUGUGCCUGACACUAAGAAUAGAACUUUGCAAGAAAUUGAAGAUUAUUAUGCUCUGGGCUAUUUUAAGGAUGUUCAUAGGAAUGAUGCUGUUGGUGAACCAUUUAUUAACUCUGGUGUUCGUUAGUUAAGUGAAUGUUCUAAUGUAGAUAUAUCUAUUAAUUUAUUGUCUUUAUAAAAUAAAUAGCUAACUUAUUUUUUCCCGAACAACGUAUUUAUACAGUUAAACAAAGUCAAAGUCCAAAUCAGUUUUUGUAUUUUGAACUUUAUUGACACCGAAAUAAAGUUUUAAAUGGUAUGUAAAGUUACUGAAUGUAAAAGCUUUGUAAAAUAUGAGUCAGUGUUUUGAGAUAUAAUGUUUUGAAACUUUGAUUUUAUGUACCAAUUUACAUAUUACGUAUUUCUGGAUUGCAUUUAAAAUAAAAUGUAUUUAUUUUGUUAGUGCUUUCUAUUAGAAAAAAUAUAAAUAUCAUAAUCUUCCCAUGAAUUAUUAAAAGAACUACUGUCAUAUACAAUAAAUAAUUUAUUCAUAGAUAAUAAGUGUAUAUGUAUAUUAAACAUGAUAAUGUAAAUAUUUCAAUUACAUAAAAAUAUAUAAAAAACAAGGUUGUAAAAGAGGUACCUA